AUUGUAUUUACAUAAGAUAAUUUUUUUUUAAUUGUGUUAGUUUCUUUGUACCGACUUUAUUUAUUGUGUGUUGUAAUGUCAAAUAGUGAAGAUCAAAAACGAUUUCCAGAAGGCUUUCUGUUCGGGACUGCAUCAAGUGCAUACCAAAUAGAAGGUGGAUAUAAUGCUGAUGGUAAGGGCGAAAGUGUCUAUGACUAUUAUACUCAUAAAAGACCUGAAAAGUUCCACAAUGGCAGUAACGGUGACGUCGCUUGUGAUUCGUACCACAAAUGGCAUGAAGAUGUAAAAAUUCUAAAAGACUUGGGCGUAAACUUUUACAGGUUUUCCAUUUCAUGGUCUAGAAUUCUACCCACUGGCUACUCAAAUAAAAUCAACGAGGAGGGUGUUAAGUACUAUGAGAAUCUCAUCGAUGGACUAUUGAAAAAUGGUAUUGAACCAAUGGUAACGCUGUACCACUGGGACCUACCCAUGCCUAUACAAGAGCUAGGUGGAUGGACCAACAUAAAAACCGCGGAAUAUUUUGAAGACUACGCUAGAAUAGUAUUCGAGCGUUUUGGAAAUAAAGUUAAAUAUUGGAUCACCUUUAAUACGACUUUGAUGGGCUAUGCUGAUUCAGAAUUUCCUCCUUUCAUUAAUCAACCAGGCAUAAGUAGCUAUAUGUGUACCUACGUUACUCUUCUGGCACAUGCUAGAGUCUUCAGGAUCUACCAAAAUGAGUUUAAACAAUAUAAAGGACAAGUCGGUAUUGUAGUAGAUGCCCGCUGGUAUCAACCAGGCAGUGAUUCAAAUAAAGAUGCCGAAGCUGCCAAUAGAGUACUAGAAUUUGAGAUCGGUAUUUGGCUGCAUCCUCUCCUCAGUCCAAAAGGAGACUUCCCUGAAAUAGUUAAAGAAAGAGUCGCAGCCGUAUCCAGCGCUGAAGGCUACCGGCAAUCACGAUUGCCAAAGUUUUCCGCAACAGAUAUAAAUCUUCUUAAGGGGAGCGUUGAUUUUGUUGGUCUAAAUCUGUACACGUCACAUUUGGUAGAACAUGUGGAAGAUGAGCAUUUUAAGGACACGUCAACUAUAAGAGAUGAAGGGGCUAGAUUGUACCAAGAUGCAUCUUGGAAAGGUUCCAAGUCAACUUGGUUAAAGGUUCAUCCAGAGGGAGCAAGAAAAAUAUUAAACUGGGUGAAAGAAAAGUACAAUAAUCCUGUAGUUUUUAUAACGGAAAAUGGAUUUUCUGACGAUGGAGAGAUAGAAGAUAACGGUAGAAUUGAAUAUCUGCAGGGAUAUUUAACCAACAUACUGCAGGCUAUUCAUGAAGAUAAAGUAGACGUUAAAGGAUAUGCAGUCUGGAGUUUGUUAGAUAAUUUCGAAUGGGCGUCUGGAUACAGUGAAAAAUUUGGUUUAUAUCAAGUGGAUUUCAAUGAUCCUGGCAGAAAAAGGUAUCCUAAGAAGUCUGCGCUGUGGUACAAGAAUGUGAUAAAAAACAAACAGUUACCUUAACCAUAGUAAUCAUUUGUAUUUGUGUUUUGUUUUUAAAUAAAAGAAAUUUUAACAUGAAUAAAAUCGAUUAAAACA
Messenger RNA from Diabrotica balteata, 1560 nucleotides. The record is from the annotation of a GenBank genome assembly. NCBI's taxonomy places the organism in Eukaryota, Metazoa, Arthropoda, Insecta, Coleoptera, Chrysomelidae.